This is a messenger RNA of Acanthaster planci (crown-of-thorns starfish), 1792 nucleotides long. It is a transcript of the gene cenpk, whose product is annotated as centromere protein K. Gene Ontology annotation, biological process: mitotic sister chromatid segregation; kinetochore assembly. Gene Ontology annotation, cellular component: nucleus. Lineage: Eukaryota; Metazoa; Echinodermata; Asteroidea; Valvatida; Acanthasteridae. The record is from RefSeq and is a predicted model, not a curated record.
GACUCGGCAACGUGAAAACGAGGCUUGUGUCGUAUAACAAAGCUGUGGUUACUAAACCGUUUUCUUGUUCUUUGAUGAUGAAACUACUGUAAGACGUCCCAUACCUUCAUUCAAAUCCUGAUGAAGUUUGGGUUGAGAGUGUUCGAUUUCAGUCUCACUCAGAGACUGUUUCAAUCGUAGAUUGCACUGAACACAGGAAUGUCAUCUGGUAAGGAAAUAAUGACGUCCCAAAAGCACCUGCACAACCAGUGUGAGAAGAUAUGGUCUGAUGUCAAUCAGGUUCACACUGAUUUAUCAAAGCUAAAACCCCUGGGUACCCUCAGCUCAGCUGAAAGUCAGAUACUGGAAGUUAGCAAGGCAAAGGAGAAGCAGUUGGCAGGAGAGCUCCAUGUCUUAAAGAACACGCCUCUUGAAGCGUACCCUGUGGACACAAACACGCUGAGAGUUCUGUUGCAAGAAGAGCUGGAGACUUCAACUGCACAGCUGCAGCAAACACUUGACGUUAUACAGGCUCAGAGGAAAGAGUUGGAAGAGGAACUGAACAGAGAAAGAAGUUUGUUGGAACAACACAAGCAAGUCCACCAGAGCCUGGUACAGAAAUUGGAAGCAGCCAAGGAUGCAAGCCAAGAGCAGCACGACAGCGAUAGGAGUUUGAGGGAGUUAACGAGGAAGAGACAGCGUGCUGUCGAGAUCCAACAAGAGUUGAUGCGUAAUCUCGCCAAGUUUGCCACCCUGCAUUUUCCCCUCCCUUCCACGGCAGACGUCAACAAAGCGAGUAAAAGGAGACGAAGCUCGACAGAGUCAGACGAUGAGCAACAUCGAUAUAUAUCUCUUCUGGAGAUUCUAGAGAUACUCAUGAACAAGUGCACAGACGAUGAACCAGAUCCCUACAUCACCUUGGACGAGUCUUUCUGGCCUCCUUACGUGGAGCUGCUGUUGAGAUGUGGAAUUGCCUUGCGCCAUCCGCAGGCCUGCCAGCGAAUCAAGCUGGUACCCUUUCACCUGUGACAGUCAUGAGAAAUCACGGGCGGCAGGUGUUUUCAUGCUUUCUGCACCAAUUAUGCCUUCUCUGUUUCGUGCCAAUUCACGCAUGUGCAUGUACGGACCAGUGUCAACAGCAACUGUUGGAUUUGUCAUACCGACUACUUGUAGUUGAUGUGUAACAAGUGUAGUACCUGCAGGAAUUGUUGCUGGUACGACACCAUGUGGUAACCAGAAGUGGUACAGCUAUGUGUUACCUUAGACACCUGAUGACUCAGUUGAGUGAAACAAUGAACACUUAUCAAGCAAGGCUGGCAGGAAAGAAAUAAACAUGUGGCUUUCAUACAUGCUGGUAGGGCCAUUGUUGAAUAAGUAAUGAGCUCAUAUCUUGCCCCUCCCUGAUGGGGAGGUCUGGGGUAAUCCAUUAUGUACACAAAGGGGUAAGGUGUGUGGAUUAAUACACUGGAACAGGAGGCAGAGCUAAAUGAGAAGGGGAGGGGGCCGACUAUUUUUCCAUCUUCUCUACACUGGUACUGAGAACUCUCUUUCUAGUGUGGCUUUUAACACAUGGAAAUUGUCCUGUUUGUGACAAAGUAUUAUGCAACCAAUUUCCAUGUUGACACUUCUACACUGAUUUCACUGUAUUUGACUUGGAGGUAAAUCUAACGUGUUUGUAGAUAUCAAUUUCAUUGUGUUUCUUGUCCUCAAUACAAGACUGUUCACCGCAUCAACCAUGUUUUUGUCAUAACCAAAUUUGUUGAAAUGUACUGUAAAUAUUGUAUAUUUAUGUUUGAAAAGGUACUUUAAGAUA